CUCCUGGCAGAGCACAGCUCAUCCCAAAGCUGCCAGGCUGGGAAUGCUGCUCCUGGCAGAGCACAGCUCAUCCCAAAGCUCAUCCCAAAGCUGCCAGGCUGGGAAUGCUGCUCCUGGCUGCUCCCCACGCUGGUUUUCAGAAGGAAUGGGGUCCCGUGUUUAACCAUUAGUGCUGUAUUUAACGCUUGAAGUUGCAGCAGCAGGUGUGCGGGGAAAAGGUGCUUGGGGGAAAGGAGUGCAGGGCCAAGGUUUGACCUGCCUGAGCCUCAGGGAGAGGAUUCCUGGGGAAAAAAAAUAGGGAAAAAAAGUUUUUGUGGAAGCAGGAGGAGAGGGGAGGGGACGGGGGCUGCUCAGGAGACCCCAUGGAUUGAGGAGCACCUUUGGGGUGAGGCUGUGACGUGCUGGAGUCCCUAAACCCAGCCCCUGGGCCGUGUUCUAGCCUUGGAGUUCCCACCCCACAUCCCAGCUUUUUAAAGGAUGCUGUGUGUAAAUAUUCCCUCUAUUUUUACAUGGAUUCCUCCUGGUUUGCACCUCGGGGGUGCCGGGGUCGGUGCCACCCUUGCUGUCACCCUGUGCCACCACAAAUACAGCCCUCCCUCACCAGCCUGGCUGCACUGGAGUUCCCUGGGGUGCUGGGAAGGACGGGUGGGAAUGGCACCUUUUGGGGUCAUGGGGAGGGUUUAACCCCUCACUUCCUCACCCACACGGACUCUGAGGUGGAUUUUUCCUUCUCAAAUCCCUUGGGAUUCGGGGAUUUCAGCCCAGAGGGAUUUUUGGGGAAGUGGUGGUGAUUCCACCCCUUUUCCUUGGAAAUGAGUGAGGGGCAGGGGGGCUUUGGGGUCAGCCCUGAGUUCCCAUUCCCCACUGUGGGUUGGGGUCCAGGGGAGGGGACACUUUGGGGACACACUGGGGACACUCAGGGACCCCCCGGGUGCAGGGCCCGCAGGAGCCGCCAGAGGGCGGCAGUGGCACAGCCCGGGCUGGGGGGGGAGGGCGAACGAGACCCCAAAACCACCUGGGACACCCCAAAAUCGGGGACAUCCCCAAAACAGGGACACCCCUGUGCCCGGGGGCCACCGAAGAGCUCAGCGUGGCCCUGCAGGGGUGACCCAAGUCCCCACAAGGACCCAGCCCUGGGCUGAGGGAAGGAUCCCAGCUGGAAUUCCCAUCCCCUGGCACUGGGACAGGGGUCCUGGUGGCUCCAGGAAGACUCAAAUCCAUCCCCUCGCCCUGACCCCUUCUCUCCCCACAGCCCCCACAAAGUCCCAGCCACCCUGUCCCAUUCUCUGGCUGCACCAGCCUUUCCCAACCCCAUUUUUCAUGGAAUUGCCCAUUUUUCCCUCUGCAGCAUUCCUCACUCCCUGGGGCUGGGCAGCCUGAGGAAUCCUCAGGAACUGGGGAGCCUCUGCUGGAUUUUGGGGGGUAUUUAGGGUCAUGAAGGGCCCCUGUGGCUCCCACUGUCACCAGCACCUCACUGAGACCCACUGGGGGGGUCUCAGCCCCUCCCCAGGGUCCGGCAGUGACCCCGAUCCCACUUUUCCUGCCCGUGGAGGGAUUCAAAGGCACCCGAAGGGAGCCACAGGUUUUUUGCAUUUUCCCAAUCUGCUCUCAAGAUGUGGCGAGGGCGGAAGCGGCGCCUCAAAGGCUCCGGAUGAGCCUCGUGGGGCUGGGGACCCUCCAGGUGGCUUUGGGGGGAGGGAGGUGCUGGGGACACUGUCCUUGUGUGCAGGGACACAGAUCCCGGCCGGGUGUCCCCAGCGUGGCUCUGGGGCUGCAGCAGAGGGGUCCUGGGGCUUCCAGAGGGUGGUGCUGGCCUUGGGGACAGGCUGGGCUUGGGGACAGACCCGGAGGGACCUGCAGGAGGGUCUGGGCUUGGGGACAGACCUGGAGGGACCUGCAGGAGGGUCUGGGCUUGGGGACAGACCUGGAGGGACCUGCAGGAGGGUCUGGGCUUGGGGACAGACCUGGAGGGACCUGCAGGAGGGUCUGGGCUUGGGGACAGACCCAGAGGGACCUGCAGGAGGGUCUGGGCUUGGGGACAGACCUGGAGGGACCUGCAGGAGGGUCUGGGCUUGGGGACAGACCUGGAGGGACCUGCAGGAGGGUCUGGGCUUGGGGACAGACCGAGAGGGACCUGCAGGAGGGUCUGGGCUUGGGGACAGACCCGGAGGGACCUGCAGGAGGGUCUGGGCUUGGGGACAGACCUGGAGGGACCUGCAGGAGGGUCUGGGCUUGGGGACAGACCCAGAGGGACCUGCAGGUCGCUGUUCCCAGGGUAAUCCUUUCCCUGGAAGUCUGUGCCAUUCCCUGGGGGUGGGGGCUAGGAGGAUGAAGUGCACAGGCACGGACAGGAGCGUGUCCCAAACCUUCCAGGACACGGGGAUGUCACCACACGUGGUGUCCCUGCUCCCUGGACACGGCGCUGGAUUUGCCCUUUGUUCCCCAGCUGGAAAAAAUCAGCAAAUCCCCCAAAUUCCACCUCAGUCACAGCAUCCUGAGGACCUGGAAGAGUCCCUGAGGAGGAGCUCGGGGCUGGAGCCAGGAAUCCCAAAGGAGUGUCCUGGCUCCCAGGGGCCGUGUCCAGCUGGGAGGGUGCCGGACACACGGACACGAGCCCGGUCCUGCUGCCAUUCCCAGGGAAUCCUCGUGCUCCAGCCGGGCCUCGGGCUUGAAAUUUUCCCUGAUGUGUCAAAAGCAGCACCAGAAAAACCCCCAGCGAGCUGGAGGAGUUAUUGAAACCACUUUGGUGCCUCGUGACCUUUCCAUGAGAAGUUUGGAUGAAUAUCCUCCCAAAAAAACACUCACUGAAAGAACAAAUUGAAAUGUUUGAGGGAAAAGCCACAAACCCUCCAAAUGUGGGGACAAAAGCCCCUUGGGGUGUGGGGCUGCUCCUUCCUGCACUUCAAAGCUCAUUGUGUUCCUCCCUUGGCUCCAGGAUCCCAGCCCCGAUCCCAAACCUCCCCUCCCCCGGCCAGAACCCUUCUCCUGGUGAAAUUCAAUUCAAUUUUAUUUUCUUUUAAAAGGAAAACAAUACAAAAAAAAAGAAUUCA
Onychostruthus taczanowskii (white-rumped snowfinch) is the source of this 3050-nucleotide messenger RNA. RefSeq names its product solute carrier family 48 member 1 (gene SLC48A1). Gene Ontology annotation, biological process: heme transport. Lineage: Eukaryota; Metazoa; Chordata; Aves; Passeriformes; Passeridae. Gene Ontology annotation, cellular component: lysosomal membrane; plasma membrane. Gene Ontology annotation, molecular function: heme binding; heme transmembrane transporter activity. The transcript is spliced from 2 exons. The coding region runs from base 1435 to 2736 and encodes 433 amino acids. The record is from RefSeq and is a predicted model, not a curated record.